Molecule: messenger RNA, 3084 nt
Organism: Geosmithia morbida
Lineage: Eukaryota; Fungi; Ascomycota; Sordariomycetes; Hypocreales; Bionectriaceae
Product: F-box and leucine-rich repeat protein 7
Exons: 1
Coding region: 1-3084 (1027 amino acids)
Molecular function (GO): protein-containing complex binding; protein binding
Source: RefSeq, a predicted model, not a curated record
AUGAGGCGUUCCCGCUCGCCGGGCUCGCCCUCGCCCUUUCGAGCCCUGGCCCACCACCACCUGACCAAUUCGAACCCAAAGGACAGCAUCGCCCUCAUCCGCUCCUUCAACAAUGAAACCAACCCCUCGCGCCCUAUACGGCCCUCUCCCCUGACCGCCUCCGUCAUCCGCGACAUGCCCCAGGACCUCGUCGACCGCAUCCGCUCCUUCCCCCUCUUCUCCUCCGCCCCGGACGACUUCUUGCUCGAGAUUGGCCACCACCUCAAGCCCCAGAUCCACGGAAUGCACGACCUCAUCAUGACCGAGGGCGACGACGCCAAGGCCAUGUACUGGCUCGUGAGGGGCGUCGUCGCCGUCACCUCGCGAGACGGGGAGGCCGUCUACGCCGAGCUCAAGCCGGGCGCCUUCUUCGGCGAGAUCGGCGUCCUCAUGGACAUGCCCCGCACCGCCACCAUUGUUGCCCGCACAAAGUGCCUCCUGCUCGUCCUCAAGAAGGAGGAGCUCCACGCCGUCAUGCCAAAGUACCCUGACAUGGAGAUGGCCAUCCGCCAAGAGGCCCACGAGCGACUCACCCUGCUCAACAAGCGCCGCGCCGCCGCCGAGACGGGACCCGCCGACGCCCAGAACAGCGCAAAGGGCGACAUUGCCGCCCGCACCGCCGCCCCCGGCGAGGUCUCCAAGGGCGAGACCGGUCAUAUCCGCGACGGCACCACCGUCGUCGCCAAAUCCUCGAAGAAGCGCAAGUCGCCCAGCCCGGGCAUCAUCGACGACCCCGCCGCCCCCGGAAGCAGCGCCAUCGGAAGCGGCCUCGUCAGCAUCCGCCACACGCUCAAGGAGCUUCCCCUAUUCUCCUCCCUCCCGCCCGACAUCCUCCACUUCCUGGGACUGAGCGCUCACCCCAGGGCCUACGCGCCCUUCACCGACAUCGUCCGUCAGGGAUCGCCCGGCAGCGACAUCUACUUCAUAGUCAGGGGCGAGGCGGAGGUCAUACACGAGCCCCCGCGCACCGCCGGCGCCUCCUCGGCCGAGACCAUGCCGCCGGUCCGCCAGCGUCCGAGACUCAGGCAGGGACAGUAUUUUGGCGAAGUCACCAGCCUGGGCUACUCUCGGGCGCGCACCGCCACGGUCCGAUCCAUCACGACGGUCGAGUGCCUCGUGAUCCCGGGCGACGCCAUGGACGAGCUGUGGAAGCGCUGUCCGGGCGAGAUCAGGUCGCAGGUGGAAGAGACGGCUAGGAUGCGUCUCACUCGGGAGGACCGGGAUGUCGAUAUGAAGGACGGCAGCGCGGACGAGGACGGACCGGAUCCGACGGCGAAGCCGACCGAGAGGGCCGGUCCCCCCGCGCCCCUAAAACCAUCGCCCCUGGUCACGCUCACGACGCCUUCGAAACCGUCGUCGCCGAGCAAGGACGACGGUGAGACGAUGGAGCACCCGGACCCGGAUCCAUUCCUCAGCGUCAACAUGGAGAAUCUGCGGAAUAGGAGACGUCAUUCGCUGGCGCCGCCUACACUGCAGACCGAGUCGUUGACCAACGGCAUCCACCACCCGCACUCCCAGAGCUCUUCAUCCUCUCCGACGACGAGGAGCCAGCAGAGGUCUGGCUGGAACCGCGACGAGCCCGAGGCACCGCUGGACUCUGACAUACCCGCCAAGAGGGUCAAGACGCUCCCGCAGAGACCGGCGAAGACGACGACGCCCUCGCUAUCCGACGACCUGCUGGUGAACAUCUUCUCGUACGCCGACAUUGGCGAGCUCUUGCGGCUCCGACAGGUCAACAGCCACUGGCGGCGUCUGGUGCGGUCCUCUGAUAGGGUGUGCCGCGUGGUCGACCUGUCCAUGUACAACCGCACGGUGACGGACCAGAUCGUCAGCCAGGUGGUGGCGCCUUUUGCCGGCCACCGCGCCGAGAUCAUCGACAUCAGCAACUGCUUCCACAUCUCGGACGAAGGCUUCGCCGCACUGUGGAGACAGUGCGGGCGCAACGUCAAGAGAUGGCGCAUGCGGUCGGUGUGGGACGUAUCGGCCAGCCAGAUUCUCGAGAUGAGCGAGAAUGCCAAGGGGCUGGAGGAGGUGGACUGGAGCAACUGCCGCAAGGUGGGGGACAACCUGCUGGGAAGGGUGGUAGGAUGGGUCGUGCCCGAACCGCCGCCUUCGAACCGCCAGAUCGUCCUCCCGGAACCGGGGAAGUCCAAGAGACAGGUUCAGGGGGAGACGCCUUCCCCGCAGCCGAGACAGCAACAGCAACAGGCCAGGGCCAACCCCAGCAUGCCCGCCCCCGGCACCGUGAUCGGCUGUCCCAAGCUGAACACGCUCAACCUCUCCUACUGCAAACACAUCACCGACCGGUCGAUGGCGCACCUGGCCGCGCACGCCUCGAGCCGGAUCGAAUCGCUCUCGCUGACGCGCUGCACAUCCAUCACAGACGUGGGCUUCCAGUCCUGGACGUCGUUCAGGUUCGACCGGCUGUGGAACCUCUGCCUGGCAGACUGCACGUACCUGUCGGACAAUGCCGUGGUGGCGCUCGUCAACGGGGCCAAGAACCUGACGCACCUCGACCUGUCGUUCUGCUGCGCCCUCUCGGACACGGCGACGGAGGUGGUGGCGCUGGGUCUGCCACGGCUGCGGGAGCUGAGGCUCGCCUUUUGCGGGAGCGCCGUCAGCGACGCCAGCCUCGGAAGCGUGGCGCUGCACCUCCACGACCUGCAGGGGAUAAGCGUCCGCGGCUGCGUGCGCGUCACGGGCAAGGGCGUGGAGAGCCUCCUCAGAGGCUGCGGGGGGUUGUCCUGGCUCGACGCAAGCCAGUGUCGGAACCUGGAGCCGUGGAUCCGUUCCGGCGGAGUGGGGAGGUGGGGGUACGACAGUCGGCUGGGCUCUCCUUCUCCCCCCCCCUUCUCGUCUCUAUCGCCCCCCUCCUCCACGUCGUCCCUGUCACCCCCUCCGGCCAGCACGAGGACGUCCUCUCCCGCCUCGCCGCCAGAGAUGCGGCCGCUGUCCCAGGCCACGGGCGGCAUCCCGUUGCAGGCUCAUGGGAGGUACAGACGGCCAGUGAGGUUCAUCAUCGAGAAAGGUGGUGGACUCCGAUGA